This is a messenger RNA of Soboliphyme baturini, 303 nucleotides long. The record is from the annotation of a GenBank genome assembly. NCBI's taxonomy places the organism in Eukaryota, Metazoa, Nematoda, Enoplea, Dioctophymatida, Soboliphymatidae.
AUGAAAGCGACAAGCAUCGUGGUGCUAAGGGUGGGUCUUGCUGUCAGAUCAAAAGUUUGCUGUUUAUCUUCAUUCACGUUUCUUGCUUCAGGUGGAGAGUCUCAUUUCUCGUUAUUAAUUGUUUCAGAGAGGUUUGAAGGUUUAAACCUUAUUGAGAGACACCGCCUGGUGAACAAAAUUUUAAAGACUGAGCUGAACGGAGGAUUACAUGCUCUGUGUUUGCUGACAUUGUCUCCUUCUGAAUGGAAAUCUGAUGAAUUGAAAAAUCCAUUUGCUCCUAGCUGUCAGCAGAAAUGGCCCUGA